Molecule: messenger RNA, 3849 nt
Organism: Folsomia candida
Lineage: Eukaryota; Metazoa; Arthropoda; Collembola; Entomobryomorpha; Isotomidae
Exons: 13
Coding region: 151-3573 (1140 amino acids)
Biological process (GO): positive regulation of mitotic metaphase/anaphase transition; protein K11-linked ubiquitination; anaphase-promoting complex-dependent catabolic process
Cellular component (GO): anaphase-promoting complex
Source: RefSeq, a predicted model, not a curated record
AGAGAACUAGACAAGCUUGAAGAAACGACUUGAAACAAGCACGUGCACACGACGAUUGCGUCUCAACGACUGAGGACUGAAUUCAGAAACCGCUACUUCUCCUUCAAACUUUUCGCACUUUUCUUGUGGCAGGCAGGAUAUUUUAUUGCAAUGUCGUCGAGUUGCGAGGGGGCGCGGGUGGAUGGACGAUGGAAACCUCUGCGAGAGGGUGAAAUGUCGCCCUUCAAAAUGUUGGUGACCCUCUUCAUUCGGGAAGUGUAUGCCGUUGCGGCGACAGAACGUAAGGCGACCGAGGACAGAUCCGUCUCCCCCAAAACGUUACUCCUCAUCUACAAUCUCAUCUCGUCGUAUGAUUUGGAUUCAUUCGUAGAACUCAAGUCAAUUUUGGAGAAACCAGUGCAUGCUGUUCGUCCAGAAGUUUUGAAGAAAUUUAACCGAAUAGUUUCAAACUUGGAACCAAAUAAUUCGUAUUUUUUGUACGAGCUUGCAAAUUCAAUUGUGACGAUGGAAGCCUCGCAGAUGGUCGUUUUGAAAAAGAGGAUAGCAAAAAAUAGCCCAUUUGGAAAAUUUCUGAGAGGAAUUUAUCUUAAUGUCAAAAAGCUGUCGUAUCCUCAAGUGGAUUUUAUGUACAAGCAAUUACUUAGUUUUUUGGGCAUUCCAGGCGAAAUGCAUAGUCAUAGUCAGGGGAAAGUUGGAAAGGAUAAAAGAGUGUUGAAAGGGUUAGAUCUGUUUCAGAAAUUGGAGGAAAAGAAAAACGGGGAAGGAUUAGAUCUCGAAGUAUACAACACUUACAUAAUGGAGUACAAGAAAAUGACUAGAAUUGCAACUGAAUCAGAGAAAACUUCAUAUGAUAUCCACUCAGAUUGGAAAGCGGCCAAAGCAAAGAGCGCUGCGGAGAGAGCGCUCACUUUGAGAAAAUUAUGGACCUUGCCCCAUUUGAAAGUUAAAGCUGAGAAUGAGGAAGAUUUGCCCACAACUGCCAUAACGCCAAUUCCAAUGCCUUGUGACAAUGACGGCGUCCUGGAUAAGCGUGAUGUUCAUAAAGUCAAAUCCGCAAGGAGAUCUCCUCGUUCACAGCCUGAGGUUUCUGUAAAGCGAAUCACGCGUUCUUCUUCUAGUCCAAUAGGAAAAGGGGGGAAAACAACAAAAAGACGAUCUAGUUCGCUCAGGAGAAUUUACUUUUCUAGCCCGAGACCGACUUCUCAAAUAGGGUCGUCCACAACUUCGUGUACAACGAGUACCACCAUGACUGCAAAUACCUCAGUGACACAUUCACCAGGACGAACAACUCGCUCAUCCGUAGUAGCCGGAACUUCGAAAAGCCCAUUCAGUCCAAUGUGUUCUCCAUUCUUGUCGACCCCAGCUCCAAGUUUCUCACAAGUGGGAGUAAAAACAAAACUUAUAAAUACUGGGGCCUUCAAAAUUCGAAUGAGAGUUUUUCCCAACUCUGUCAUUCAAACAACAACUGAUGGAUCAUCAACAUCGAAAAUAGAAGGUCCUUCCACUGGUGGUGGAAAGUCCAGGAUUAAGAAAGUCUCCAUAAUGAAAAUGUCGUCUGACGAAGAUGACUUUGACGACGAUGACGAAAUCGAAGAAGACGAGCACCACGAUGUUGUGAUGAAAUCGCCUUCCCCUGUUGCAAAAUCUAGAAAGCAUAUCACGACGCCGUCAUCAUCUCAUAGGGGAGCCGCAGUAUCAAAAAAGAGGAACACGCCUAUAAAACUAUCUUCUACUAAUGAUAAUAUGACACGAGCGACCAGUAGCAGUAGCCAAAGCAUUAUUAAUCAACCUGGACAAAGUCCUCAGCUAGCACCACUAUCGCAACCUCCAAUAACGCCUGGGAAAAUAUUGAGAAAUACCAAACUAGAAACUAAAUUAAAACUGGGUUCGACGACCACGCCAGUUUCUAAAUCAGCUAUGACUGUACCGACUUACGGUUCUGAUCAAUAUGAUAAACAGUGGCAUGUCAUCAAACAUUGGAGUAGAAAGCAGAUUGAGCGUUCAGUGAAAGGUUUGAUUAAUCGCCUUUAUUCCGCAAAUUGUUCUGUCCCUAGUCCAGCGGAAAUCUCUCAGUUUGUUCGUCUCGCCUUGACGAAUCCGAGCAGUUCAGUUUUAUACCCGCAUCUACAUUAUCUGGAAUAUUUGAACUCCCUUCGAGUAAAAGACGUUGCUCGAUGCACGGAUUCCCUUCGUGCUUCUUUUGAUGUCAGAAUAAAGCCAAAUACCACCGAGAUUAACAAAGGAACGACGUAUGCCCCAUACAACGCUGCAAUUUUCUACCACCAACUUGGCUACAAAGAUGAUGCACUGUCUUCGUUGAAUGAAGCUUUUCGAUCUGGCCAUGCUGCCGGUGAUGCUACGUGCCUUCACCAUUGUCACAAUUUGUGGUCCUGCUUUCACUCGAAAGCAUACACUGAUGCGAUAGUAACUGUAACAAAGGAAGUUGAUAAUAAUAUGGCAUAUCUUCACUCAUUGAACGUAAUUGUUAACGCUUUUGAUGUUCAUUCUCGUGGAAUUGCUCCAGAUGAAGUUUUGCAUAGCCUGUGGCACUACAAUGCAGACUGUGAUUUAGAAGAAAUGGAAGGUCUCUUAUUAUCAGCGUUGUCCAACUUUUAUACCAUAUUUGGUUGGCAUGCGAUGAUUGCUUUUCCAGCCGAAAUGAUUCUGUAUACAAAUUGGAAAUGGAGUUCUCGGUUUUACGCAUUUGCCCUCUGCUGCUUAUCGCAAUGUUUACUCUAUCAUGGGGAUGUUAAUUCAUCUAUCGAGAUAAUGGAAUAUGGCCAAGGAAUCUUUGGUUUUGAUGCUUCUCCUGCUGGACAAAAUUUUAUUUUACAGUAUGCCAUCUUCGAAGCGAUAAGAAGUUAUUUAUCCUAUGAACCUGUUUCAAGCAAUGUGAUUGCGACAAUAAUUUCUAUCGACGAAAUUGAGGGAGUUUACUGGAAAGGAUACAAUCUUAUGAUUAGAAAUAAUUGGAGAGAUGCUAAUAAACUUUUUACAAAGUUUUUGGUUCAUUUGGAUGAUAAAGAGCAGUCCAAAAGUUAUAUGAGGACCGAUCUGAAAUUAAGAUGUCUUCUUUUACUCGCCGAAUUGGAAUGUUUAUGUCGCAAUCCUGCUGGAUCUGUAACAUAUUUAUCCGACGCAUUGGAUAUUGCUGCCACAAUCCAUUCAGACGUUUACACCACGCUGUGUCUAUAUAAUUCUGCUGCAGUUCAAUGUGAAAUUGGACUUGAGAAAACAAGUGCAUCGACCAUUGAGAAGAAAUUAAGAUGUGUCAUUCGCUCAACAAAUCCAUGGUUGACAGCCAAGAUGAAUUUAGUAAAAGUUAAAAUAACAAUGAAAAUAGAAGAAACUGUGACAAAUGAGACAAGAGUCCGACUUAUGGCCAUGUUGGAUGAGUCGGAACAGCUUUACCAAAAUUGGGGAAAUAAUUAUAGAUUAAAGGAUAUUUUAAGCUUAAAAGCAGAAUUAAUAGACAGGUCAACCGAUUUAGAAAGCAAUGGAUCUGGAUUUAUGGAUCAGCUUCACGAAAUUACGACUCAUUUGAACUGGACAAAAGAAACUUGCAUCAUGUAGGCGACGGUAUAAAAGUGUCGAUCUCAUUACUUAAGACGAACUUAUGGGAAGGCUUUACCGUCUUCUCCUACAAUUACUACACGUUAUUUAUAUGGAUUAAUUGUAAGUAUGGAUUAGACUUUUGUAUUUUCAUGCUAACGUAUCCGCAUAAUUGGUUCAACCUGUUAAUAUUGAUCAUCAAAGUAAGUUUAAUCCGCCCACUAAAUACAAAUAUUUACAAUUUGUAUUGGAAAGCUAAACUAUAACAUCAAUAAAAGUUUAUUUGUUAUCAUCCAA